AUGUUGACUAAAUACUUCACAAAGGUGACUGUGAGGUUCAACCCAUUCUUGAAAGAAGCCAAACCCGCGAGGUUGUUCUUGUCCUCGAUACCGCCCUCCAUGAGACAGUCAUGUAUUAUAGACUUCAAGAUUCUGAGCGAGCAGUCCAAGGAGAAACCGAUCAUCUCCGUGACAUUCAAGGAUAAGGAAGUGCUGGAGGUGAACCCUUCCGAGAUGAAUUUUGCCGACAUAGCGGACACCUUCGACCGUCACGCCAAAAAAAUCAGAUUCAAGGAGCAGAUAGAGUCUUGA
This is a messenger RNA of Kuraishia capsulata CBS 1993, 291 nucleotides long. RefSeq lists its product as uncharacterized. The record is from RefSeq and is a predicted model, not a curated record. Gene Ontology annotation, molecular function: structural constituent of ribosome. Lineage: Eukaryota; Fungi; Ascomycota; Pichiomycetes; Pichiales; Pichiaceae. Bases 1 to 291 code for a protein of 96 amino acids. Gene Ontology annotation, cellular component: mitochondrial large ribosomal subunit. The transcript is spliced from 2 exons.